GUGGGAAGGCACGGGUGCAGAGAGGGGCCCUUCCUCGCCUGAACAACGCAGCAUGUCGCAGGUCGUUCUCCGCCGUAGCACCAUGAAGAUUGUCGGGUUCCUUCUCGUCAUCCAUUUGACUGGAACCGCUCAAUACUCUCCAUCGGCCGGGAAGGUGAAGGAAGGAACAGACGUGCUCAUAGACUGCUCACUGGCGGUAUCUGGGGGGGUCCAUUGGUUCUUGAAGCGUGAAAAUGAAAAGCUAGAACACCUGCUGUAUAUUUCUGGCGUCGGUAGGAUAACGCUUGGUAAGAACCGGAGAUUGGACUGCAGAAAAUCCACCGGUAAGGUUUCCCUGGUCGUCCAAAAAUUCACCAAACAAGACUCUGGGGAGUAUUACUGUGUCAUGGUCAAGACUCCCACCUUGGAAUUCGGCAACAUGGUCGCUCGCUAUCUGGAAGAAGUCAAAACGACUCCAAAGGCAACGGUGGCACCCACCAAGUCUCCAACAGUCGCGGCAACACGCAAGGAGACCACAUGUACUCCAGCCACAUCAGCGAUGAAGGAAGAUAAAGCGCUCUGCCACAUGUUCAUCUGGGCUCCUCUGGCUGGUGCGGCAUUUCUGCAGUUUCUGGCUCUGGUCGUCGUCUCCAUUGUUUACUGCAAAAGGCCCCGCCGGAGACGCUGCCAGCAUCAGUUCAAAAAGAGACCAAUGACUGAAGAUAUUAGAAGACCAUUAAAUAAUUACCAUUAACAAGUUAAUUCCGCAAAAACGUGUACAACCAUAAAUGGAAAUCCUGGAAUUCAACUCUACACCCCAGGGAAAUAAAGGAGGUUGCAUUGGAAUGAGCGUGCAGUCGGUCGAUGGAGCGCUGCCGAACCGGACACGUCUAUUUGAGUUGUCUUUAAAGAUUCUUCCUGAUCCUGGACAUUGUGUUUAUUUUAUGGCUAUGCUACAACGUCGAUCAAUGCCUAAAAGUGUUGGCAAUUAGUUUUUUUUCUCUCUAAUGUGUUUAACAAUUAAUUAAGUUGUGGAAUAACAAUCUGCAGGGGUUCUUUUCAAUUGUUUAAUGUGAAUUAUUUGAAAUCCCUGGACCGGCCAAAAUGCAAAGUCCCGUUCCACCUAUUGAGCCUUGGCCCCGAACACUGGGCUCCCCGAGCGCUGAACGUUUCCGGGACAAGUGGGGCUGGGCUGUUUCACAGUCCACGUGUCACAUCUUGAGCAUCUUGAUGUGUCAGGGUCUGGGAAACAACUGUCACAAGCAUUGCACUCAGCGAGGCUGUUCAUAAGUCAUAAGGUCAUGAGUGAUAGGAGCAGAAUUAGGCCAUUAGGCCUAUUGAGCCUACUCCACCAUUCAAUCAUUGCCAAUCUAUCUCUCCCUCCUAACCCCAUUCUAACUGCCUUCUCCCCAUAACCCCAGACAACUGAAUUAAUCAAGAAUCUAUCCAUCUCUGCCUUAAACAUAUCCAUUGACUUGGCCUCCACAGUCUUCUGUGAAAAUGAAUUCCACGGAUUCACCACCCUCUGACCAAAGAAAUUCCUCCUCAUCUCCUUCAUCAGUUGUGCUAACACGUGGCUGCAAACAUUGCCCAUCAGAUUUUGCACUUUGGUGGUGGGCCCGGGGCUCCGAAUGAGUUUCAGAGAGACUGACCAUACACCCCCCAGAGAUGCCGCCCGACCCGCUGAGAUACUCCAGCACUUUGUGUCUUUUCAUGUAAACCAGCAUCUGCAGUUCUUUGUUUCUACACAGAGAGCCUGGUAACCUCGGAAUGGUUAAUGGAGCCACAAGGAACUGCGGAUGCUGGAGUCUUGGGUCCAUGGGUUAAUUGGCCGCAGUGAAUUGUCUCCAAUGUGUAGUAUAACAAAUGCAAAAGUGGGCCGAAGGGUCUGUUUCCAUGCUGUAUAUUUCAAUCAAUGAAUCAAAAUACAAAGUGCUGUACUGCCUCAGUUGGUCAGGAAAAAUCUGAAUCAGCUUUAAAAAGGAUUCUGACCCCAGCCAUCACUUAUCCAUGUCCUCCAGAGAUACUAUCUGGCCCUUUAGGUUACUCCAGCACUUUGUGUGGAUGUUUUUUUUCUCGGGAUAAUUAAGUUUUUAGUCACAAUUGCUUUGUAGGCUCUGGAGUGACGCUGCUUCCCAGACAGUGAAGAAGUCAGUCCCAGGAGGAUGAUGGGUUGUUUGCAGAAGCUGCAUGGUUUCCUGCAGAUGGGCCCAGACCUUUUCAUUGGGGGCAGCACAGUGGCACAGCGGUAGAGUUGCUGCCUUCCAGCGCCAGAAACCCAGGUUCGAUCCUGACCUCGGGUGCUGCCUGCACGGGCUUUGUUCAUUCUCC
Molecule: messenger RNA, 2310 nt
Organism: Amblyraja radiata (thorny skate)
Lineage: Eukaryota; Metazoa; Chordata; Chondrichthyes; Rajiformes; Rajidae
Gene: cd8a
Product: CD8a molecule
Exons: 7
Coding region: 53-733 (226 amino acids)
Biological process (GO): T cell mediated immunity; cytotoxic T cell differentiation; cell surface receptor signaling pathway
Cellular component (GO): external side of plasma membrane
Source: RefSeq, a predicted model, not a curated record